Molecule: messenger RNA, 942 nt
Organism: Arctia plantaginis
Lineage: Eukaryota; Metazoa; Arthropoda; Insecta; Lepidoptera; Erebidae
Source: the annotation of a GenBank genome assembly
AUGCACGCAGAAAAUAGAUAUCCAGUUACUGCAUCUUUAUUCAUGUUAAAAGAGAUUAAACAUCGCCAAGAACAAGUUAACCGUGGUUACCAGCUUCUUAAACGGAAGGCUGAAGCCCUUCGCAUGAGAGGAAGGCAAGCCGCCCUUGAAUUGUCAUCUACUCAAGCCAUGUUAGGCCAUACAUUGAGGGAGGCUUAUAUAUCGCUGGCAGCUAUUAAAUUUACUAACGGAGAAUCCAAUGCAUUAGUUUUAGAAAAUGUGGGACAAGCCCAAGUUCGAGUUCAACGGAUUCCGGAAAAUAUAUCUGGUGUAUCUACGGUGGCUCUUCAAGCCUUAGAGGAUCCAGGUGCUGGAGAUGCAUUGCGGUACGCUGGACUCGGGGCCGGCGGUCAUCGUACCGGGGAGGCUAAGAAAGCGUUCCGAGAAGCCGUCCUAAUCCUCAUUAAAUUUGCGUCCCUAAGAAACACUUGCAUAUUGUUGGAUACAUCUAUUAGAUCCACCUUAAGAAAAGUGAACGGUAUAGAAAAAGUAAUCAUGCCGAAACUACGUAACACUGAAAACUAUAUUUUGACGGAAAUGGAUGAAAGGGAGAGAGAAGAGUUCCAUCGCUUGAAGAUGGUGAAAGCGAAAAAGAUUAGAAACCAAGUGCGUAGUAUUGUGCGGCAAGAUGACAGCAAUGUUGGCGGAGGAGAGUCGACGGGCAUGUACCAUUUCAACAUGGUGGGCGUAGCCAUGGUGGGGCAGAUGGGCCACUUGUUCCCGCCUAUGUCAUUGGCAAAGCUUGCCCUCGAAUCAACAACGCUGUCAGUUAGCUUCAGUACUGUAGAAUACUUCAGGAGUAUUCUGGCUUGUAAAUCGUCGCUUUCCAUGUCUUCAGAGUCUGGGGACCUUAAGCCCAUCUGCCUGCCUCAUAACUGGGAUGAUGACGACUUAUUAUUUUAA